This is a messenger RNA of Paramecium octaurelia, 2963 nucleotides long. NCBI's taxonomy places the organism in Eukaryota, Ciliophora, Oligohymenophorea, Peniculida, Parameciidae. The record is from the annotation of a GenBank genome assembly.
AUGAAUUAAGAAGACAUAUUUUUAAAAAAGUAGUGGUUCAUUAAGUCUUGCGAAGGAAAGAUAGAAUAAUAUUAUGAUAUAAAUCUCAAGAAGGUAAUUCUAUUGGUUGAUGAUGAAGGUGAUUGGGUCUGGAACGUACGGUAGCGUUGUAAAGGCGGUAUUAAAGGGCACGAAACAACAACGUGCAGUUAAGGUGAUUCCCAAGAGCAAGGUGAAGAAUCCAGAGCGAUUCAAAAGGGAAAUCGAUAUUCUCAGAGCCAUGGACCAUCCCAACAUCAUAAAAUUGUAUGAAACUUAUGAAGAUCAAAGAAAUGUAUAUUUAGUGACAGAGUAAAUAUAUGUGUAAUGAAAUAGGUUAUGUGAGGGCGGUGAAUUAUUCGACAGAAUUAUGGAUAAGGGAUAUUUUAAUGAGGCUGAGGCUCAUGCUAUAUUUCUGCAAAUCAUACAAGUAUAUGGAUUUGUGAUUUUUAGGCUUUAAAUUAUUGCCAUUCAAAUGGUAUCUGUCAUCGAGACUUGAAACCUGAGAACUUUUUAUUCCUAACAAAAGCAGACGAUUCUCCACUCAAGGUUAUUGAUUUUGGGUUGAGUAUUUUAUUUGAAGAUGGCCAUUCAAAACCUGGGGCUCAGAAAGUUUCAAUGAAGACCAAAGCAGGAACUCCAUAUUACAUAUCGCCUGAAGUUCUGAAGGGUAAUUAUGAUGAAUUGUGUGACAUCUGGUCAGCUGGUGUGAUAUUAUAUAUUUUAUUAUCUGGUGUUCCUCCAUUUUAUGGGGAUACCGACCCAGAGAUCUUAGAAUCUGUUUAAAAGGGAGUUUAUACAACUGAUAUUCCAGAGUUUAAAUUUGUUAGUGACGCUGCAAAAGAUUUAAUUGCAAAUAUGAUCACGACACCCGACAAAAGAUUCAAAGCCUCACAAGUGUUGUAACAUAAAUGGAUGAAAGAGAAGAACAAGCCAAACAAAGAAUUAAAAUUAAAUUACGGAGCCUUAAAAAAUUUCACUGGAAGCAACAAGUUGAAGAAAGUAGCUUUGACAUUUAUUGCCUCAUAAUUAAACGAAUAGGAAAUUUCUCACUUGGGAAAGUAAUUAUUUAAUUUAAAUUAUAUAGAUUGUUUAAGCAAUUAGAUAAAAAUGGAGAUGGAGUCUUGACCAUUGAAGAAAUCAGGGAGGGAUUGACAGGGAUGAGUGACGAUUAAUCAAAGGAAUUGGCUAACAUUAUCAAAAGCAUAGACACUGAUGGAAAUGGCAAUAUCAAUUACACAGGUAUUCUACGAAUCGUCUAUUUAGAAUUCUUGNAAUACCAAAUUAUUGUAUUAGUAGUUAAAUUUGUAAUUAUAUUAUUAAAACAUGAAUUAAGAAGACAUAUUUUUAAAAAAGUAGUGGUUCAUUAAGUCUUGCGAAGGAAAGAUAGAAUAAUAUUAUGAUAUAAAUCUCAAGAAGGUAAUUCUAUUGGUUGAUGAUGAAGGUGAUUGGGUCUGGAACGUACGGUAGCGUUGUAAAGGCGGUAUUAAAGGGCACGAAACAACAACGUGCAGUUAAGGUGAUUCCCAAGAGCAAGGUGAAGAAUCCAGAGCGAUUCAAAAGGGAAAUCGAUAUUCUCAGAGCCAUGGACCAUCCCAACAUCAUAAAAUUGUAUGAAACUUAUGAAGAUCAAAGAAAUGUAUAUUUAGUGACAGAGUAAAUAUAUGUGUAAUGAAAUAGGUUAUGUGAGGGCGGUGAAUUAUUCGACAGAAUUAUGGAUAAGGGAUAUUUUAAUGAGGCUGAGGCUCAUGCUAUAUUUCUGCAAAUCAUACAAGUAUAUGGAUUUGUGAUUUUUAGGCUUUAAAUUAUUGCCAUUCAAAUGGUAUCUGUCAUCGAGACUUGAAACCUGAGAACUUUUUAUUCCUAACAAAAGCAGACGAUUCUCCACUCAAGGUUAUUGAUUUUGGGUUGAGUAUUUUAUUUGAAGAUGGCCAUUCAAAACCUGGGGCUCAGAAAGUUUCAAUGAAGACCAAAGCAGGAACUCCAUAUUACAUAUCGCCUGAAGUUCUGAAGGGUAAUUAUGAUGAAUUGUGUGACAUCUGGUCAGCUGGUGUGAUAUUAUAUAUUUUAUUAUCUGGUGUUCCUCCAUUUUAUGGGGAUACCGACCCAGAGAUCUUAGAAUCUGUUUAAAAGGGAGUUUAUACAACUGAUAUUCCAGAGUUUAAAUUUGUUAGUGACGCUGCAAAAGAUUUAAUUGCAAAUAUGAUCACGACACCCGACAAAAGAUUCAAAGCCUCACAAGUGUUGUAACAUAAAUGGAUGAAAGAGAAGAACAAGCCAAACAAAGAAUUAAAAUUAAAUUACGGAGCCUUAAAAAAUUUCACUGGAAGCAACAAGUUGAAGAAAGUAGCUUUGACAUUUAUUGCCUCAUAAUUAAACGAAUAGGAAAUUUCUCACUUGGGAAAGUAAUUAUUUAAUUUAAAUUAUAUAGAUUGUUUAAGCAAUUAGAUAAAAAUGGAGAUGGAGUCUUGACCAUUGAAGAAAUCAGGGAGGGAUUGACAGGGAUGAGUGACGAUUAAUCAAAGGAAUUGGCUAACAUUAUCAAAAGCAUAGACACUGAUGGAAAUGGCAAUAUCAAUUACACAGGUAUUCUACGAAUCGUCUAUUUAGAAUUCUUGGCUGCUACUAUGGAGAAACAGUUGUAUAUGAAAGAGGAGAAGUUGUAUCAGGCCUUUAAGAUGUUGGAUUUGGAUGGGAGUGGUAAGAUCGAUAAAAAGGAAUUGCAAUAAGUUCUUGGAAGUAUGUCUUAUUGAUUGAUAAAUAUAGAGUCUGAAAAGAUAGUGAAUGAAAAAUAUUGGGAUGACAUGAUUAAAGAGGCUGAUAAAAAUGGAGACGGAGAAGUUAUUAAUUAUUUAAUUAUUUUAGAUUGAUUACAACGAAUUCAUUGAAAUGAUGGAUAGAUUCAGUUUAAUGAAUUGACAAACAUAUUAUAAUAUGCAUCAAAC